This is a messenger RNA of Talaromyces marneffei, 3843 nucleotides long. RefSeq lists its product as uncharacterized. Gene Ontology annotation, biological process: mitotic G2 DNA damage checkpoint signaling; mitotic DNA replication checkpoint signaling; activation of protein kinase activity. Gene Ontology annotation, molecular function: anaphase-promoting complex binding. The record is from RefSeq and is a predicted model, not a curated record. Lineage: Eukaryota; Fungi; Ascomycota; Eurotiomycetes; Eurotiales; Trichocomaceae. Bases 1 to 3843 code for a protein of 1280 amino acids. The transcript is spliced from 2 exons.
AUGUCUGCUCAAUCAACUCCGCGCUCGACGCGCUCUGUGUCCGUGGGCGCCUCCCCAACACAUAUGCUCACUCCAGGCCAAAAAAUCAAGGCUAUGCUUGCGCAGUUUGACAGCGAUUCGGAGUCAGAAAAUGUUACGACUACUUCUAAAACACAUCGAAUUGCGGCUCCUAAUUUCACUACUGGUGUUUCGAAAAAUAUCGCUCCAGCCGUUGACGAAGAGGACGAUGAGGACGAAGAUACUACAAUUCUUGUACCAAGAGGGCGAAUGGCCGCCCGAAUGCAGGGUCUUCAAAAUACAGAAGUAUCAUGGCCUUCCGAACCUAUAGAAGCAGCUUACGAAAGAGUAACAAAGACUCUACACCUACCAUCUGCUGAUCCCACAUCCAACAAAGCUCAGUCCUCGGAUGAAUAUCAAUCAUCGGAAGAUGAAAUGCCCAAUACUGCACCUACCAGACGCCGUCUCUUGAACACGAAAGAACGUCAAUUGAAUAAUAGUACGACAGAAAACCAUGAGCCUUGGAAUCAACAUUCUGCGCGAUCGGAAUCUCCGUUAUUUGUGGAGGAAGACAGCGACACAGUACCCAGAAUAGAGAAUAAUACUUCUACCGAGGAACCGAAAGAUGCACGAUUUCUUGCUCUUAUUGAGCGAAAACGUAAGGAACGGCAAGAAAGAGAAAGAAUUGAAGCUGAGAAGAAAGCUUCGAGAGUAGAGAAGAUGAAGCAGUUCGGCACUGAGUUUGUUGCCAGUGAUGAAAGUGACGAAGACCCAGAGAAUGCCAAACAACUAACUCAACCAUCCCGACCAGCUCGCAAAGCAAGUAAAAAGGCUUUGGAAGAAAUGGCACGAGAGACGCAACGACUGAGCCGAAAUAGGCAACUCGCUUAUCAACCACGAGUCAAGCGCAAGAUUACCAUAGACAGUUUCGUGGCCCUGAUGAAUUCACACAAAAUCGAACAACCCUCUGAACCGACAGAUGAGGUAUCUUCGAGUUCCGCUCCCUCAUCUGAGACUGAUGGGAAUAAGCAAAAGGAAACUCCGCCAACAUCACCCGCAGAAACCAGUUUCGACGAACAAAAACAUGUUCACGUUCGGCCUUUGGAUUCACCUCAGCUGGCCACCAGCAAAGCACAUAAAGUGCCAAAUGAGUCUCGAGUUCGAGUUCGCCUGUCUCGUGAAGAGGUCGCCAAACGUCAGGAUGACGAACCUGAUGAUGACUUGGAGAUCAUCACGUCGCCUAGUAAAUGCCGAAAGGCAGCCAUUUUCGAGAAUCUCCGGUCAAAGAAUCUGAGUGAAAAUCAAACAAUGCUCAAGCUCAAAUUGCUUGCCCGUUUGACGUCGGCAACAAGUCGUACAAAAUCCAUGAGCCCUGCUGAGCUCUCUGCCAUGUUGCAACUUAAAGCUCGACAGCAAGCACUUCGCGAAAGGCAAGAGAGGAUCGAAGAACUCAGAGCCCAGGGUAUUGUGAUUGAAACUGCGGAAGAACGAGAAGCCAUUGAGGCAGACAUCGAGGAUUUGAUGGAGAGGGCUAGGCAAGAGGCCGAUGCGAUCGCUCGUCGCGAGAAGGCUGCUCGCGGAAACAACCCUGGAGUCAGCGAUGACGAAGAUGAAGAUGAUUACGACUACGCCCUUUCCGGCUCAGAGGAUGAGGACGAAGGUGGAAUGGAAGAAGAUGUUGAAUCUGCAGAAGAGGGAGACAGUGAAGAAGAACUGGAGGAAGAGUUGGAGGCAGAAAUAGAUCAUCCAGUCCAGGGGCUGGUCGACAACGAAACGGAUGUGGCGGAAGAGUCAUCUCAUGAGGAUGAGGAGAUUGUAACACAUGGCAUUCGAGGCAGACGUCCUAGAAGGGUGGUCACCGACGAUGAGGAAGACGAUGAAGCAAGCGAAAUGAACCCGACAGCUGUGCAGGAACCAAAGACGCCUGCAAGAUCAAUAGCUGCUUCUGUUGGCUCGGCCCAACGACCGCAGUUUCCUGACAUGCCAGGAUCCUCCACGUUCACAAUGAGCCUUACCCAGGCGUUCGCCGGAACCAUCGCAGAGGAUCAGUCAGAUGGCGAAGAGGACUCGUUCAAGGUUCUGCAAAGCCUUCCAGAUCCUGGAUUGCCGAAUUUCCAACAAAUGGCCGUCGACUCUCAGGUUGAGGUUGAGGUUGAGGUCAAGGAUAGUCAAGACCAGCGUCGUGGAUCAAUCGACUUGUUUGCCGGUUACACGCAGUCUAGUUCUCGUGUGCCGGAGUCCCCGGGACCGAACUGGUCACAGUACUCACAAAUGCCGGAGCCCACUCAAGAUAUAGGCUUUGUAUACUCACCCAUUGAUGUGUCUAAGCGAUUUGUCGAACCGCCAGUCUCAACUAUCGAUACAGUUAUACUUCCAGCGAACGAAUCGCCCGUCAUGCGCAAGAAAGGUCGACUCCUCCAACGCGGCCGGCCUGCUCAUCUAUCGGAUGACGAAGGCGGCGAUUUUGAAAUCAAAGCUAGCGCAUUUGAUGUGAUGAAAAAGGCGUCCAAGCAAAAGAGUAAGGCAGCUAUUACGUUCGACAAGUCGAACAGCAAGGCCAAAGAUCACAUUGAUGAGGCUGCUGAGGAAUCCGAGGAUGAAUAUGCAGGUUUGGGUGGUGCUAGUGAUGAUGAUAACGGGGAAGAAGAUGAACUUGACCGGGAGAUGAUCAACGAUGACAGUGGCGAGGUUGUUGACGAGAAGGAACUGGCGGCUUUGAAUGCGAACCAUCAACGUACUAUGGAUGAGAAACAAGUCUCCAAACUGCUGAAAGAUAUCACAACUGGAGCUCUGCGGCGUAGGCGGGGAGCGGACGAUGAUCUGGACUUGGACGAUUCAGAUGAUGAACGCCUGGCUCGACGAAGAGCCAAGCAGCGUGAAUUUGCCAAAAUGCGCAAAGCCUUGCUUGCUGACGAGAAAGUCAAUGAGAUCGCCAGUAAUCCAAAGAAACAAGCAUUCUUUAAGGCACUUGAAGAUCGCGAUGAUGACGAUGAGAUGGAAUUCGAGUUUGAUAACGGCACUGAUUCCAAGGAAGAGUCUUUCCAGGAUAAUCAGAACGAAGAACAGCCUGCCGGCACAAACGCAGGUGGAGAAUCAGAAAAAGCAUCUCACAAACGCAAACGACCUCUCGAACCUACUCCUGAAGAUGUUUCCAACAGACCUCCACCACACCUCCGACGCACUGCAGCUAAUGUCUCACGCAAACCAUCUACUCUCGCAGAGAUUCGAGAAACCCUGUCCUUCCUGACAGCAACGCCUGAGUACGACUCGUUCCAUGAGGACGCAUCUAUCGAAGAAGAAAUCGUCUAUAGCACCGAUAAGGCCAACUCUGGGGAUGAAACUGAGAACGAUGCAGAACCCAGUAGAAAAUCCUCCACAGAUGGAUUUGCAAUUCCGCCAAACCCACGCCGGACUCGUGGUCCGAUUGUUGACCGUCUGGCUCUUCAACGUGCUUCGUCGUCCAACUCUGCACGCGCUGGCGCCAAACCGGCCUUUGUAACUAGUAAUACAUCAUCCUGGGAUACGGCCAAUGUUGGAUUCCGUCCACCACCUCUACUUCGUCGUGCAACAUCCUCGUGGUCGACAUCCGACAGCUCGUCAUCCUUCUCAACAACUGGCACUAAGAAAUCGGCUUCUGGUCCCAAACCAGGGUUGUCCAAUUCUAACAAGGGUUCGGUCAAUUAUUACACUGCCGCCCGAGAACGUGAGAGGGAACGUGAUUUGAGAUUGAAGGAGCGUGGUGGUGGUAGUAAAAUUACUGCCACCAAAAUCGCGCAGUUGCAGAAGCAAUCGUUAGAAAAUGGUUUGUUAGCAUGGUCAAAGAAGGGUUCUGGGUUUGAAGUUUGA